Hevea brasiliensis (rubber tree) is the source of this 1321-nucleotide messenger RNA. RefSeq names its product F-box protein PP2-A12. The coding region runs from base 164 to 1051 and encodes 295 amino acids. The record is from RefSeq and is a predicted model, not a curated record. The transcript is spliced from 3 exons. Gene Ontology annotation, molecular function: protein binding. NCBI's taxonomy places the organism in Eukaryota, Viridiplantae, Streptophyta, Magnoliopsida, Malpighiales, Euphorbiaceae.
ACCAAUAUUGAAACAGACAAAACAAUCUUUUCUCUUCCAAAAGGUGUACGCGUCUCUCUACAAAUACCCUCUGCUUUCCUAUUUGCCACUUCUUUCUUCUUUCUCCAUUAAAUCUUGUAGAACUUUCUAGUUAGCCUCUUUGUUUCUUAUUCUGCUUGUGUUCAUGGGGGCUAAUCUUUCUUCAGUAUUCACAGACCCGAACGCUUUAUCUCUUUAUGGUUCUUUAUCGUCUCAAUCACCAACGCCAAAACCUACUCUUGGGGACUUACCAGAAGGUUGUGUUGCUCUGAUUCUUGCUUAUUUAGACCCACCAGAGAUAUGCAAAUUAGCAAGGUUGAACAGAGCAUUUCGUGGAGCUUCUUGGGCUGAUUUUUUAUGGGAAUCUAAAUUACCUAUGAAUUAUGUUCGUCUUAUUCAGAGAGUUUUUGGUGAUGAUCUGCCUAGAAAGAUUAGUAGGAGAGAGAUUUACGCCAGGUUGUGUAGAGCUAACACUUUUGACGGUGGUACCAAGAAAGCAUGGCUAGAUAAGACUACUGGUGGUGUUUGCUUAUCCAUUUCUUCCAAGGGGUUAGCAAUAACUGGGAUCGAUGAUAGAAGAUAUUGGAAUAAUAUUCCAACCGAAGAAUCUAGAUUCGACACUGUUGCAUAUCUUCAGCAAAUAUGGUGGUUUGAGGUUGAUGGGCAGUUUGAGUUCCCACUUCCAGCAGGGACCUAUAGCAUAUUCUUCAGGCUGCAAUUAGGCAGGGCUGCCAAGAGAUUUGGUCGCCGAAUCUGCAACACGGAGCACGUCCAUGGUUGGGACAUAAAACCUGUGAGAUUUCAGCUAUGGACUUCUGAUGGUCAGUAUGCCUCUUCCCAGUGUUUUUUACGUGAUCCUGGGAAAUGGAAUCUCUACCAUGUUGGGGACUUUGUCGUCGACAGUUCCAAUCCAUCUAUGAAUCUUAAAUUCUCUAUGAUCCAGAUCGAUUGCACACACCCCAAAGGUGGUCUUUGUUUGGACUCCGUGGUAGUAUACCCAUCUAAAAUUAAAGAAAGGUUAAAGCAUUUUUGAUCUGCAUGUAACCUUAUACAUAGGAUAUUCUACGUUGUAGUGAGGUAGAGGAUCUUCGGGAGAGAACAGAGUCUGAGUUAGUAGUUUCAUUUCCAGGCCUUGUAUCUCUUGUAUUUAGGCAGUGUGAAUAUUGCCAUUUUUUGCUUCUUGAGAAGUGUUUUCUUCUUUUCUCUUGCCAGAGCUGCUUACAAUUCAUAGAACUAUUAUGUUUUGUAAAAAUUACUGUAGAGCUAGCAGUUGAUUUUAUUAGAAUCUUUGAAUGUGAUUAAA